Molecule: messenger RNA, 3276 nt
Organism: Puntigrus tetrazona (Sumatra barb)
Lineage: Eukaryota; Metazoa; Chordata; Actinopteri; Cypriniformes; Cyprinidae
Gene: plxdc2b
Product: plexin domain containing 2b
Exons: 14
Coding region: 342-1910 (522 amino acids)
Source: RefSeq, a predicted model, not a curated record
AAGCAAGUCAGAUUCAGGACACCAUUGGUGGUGCAUGUGUGACGCCAUCUACACCUCCUGGUUUUGUGGUGAACGCAUGGAUAAGAGGCGAGCUGGGCUGGUUUGUUUUUUAGACUAUCUCGAACUCCGCUAGGACUAGCUGGGCUCCGGAGUCCGAGGGAAGCGCGUCGUUACCGGGAGCGCGGGUCCUCGCAUCACAGGAGCGGAGAGGCAGAGCUCCAGCAGCGGACUGCGCGGAAUGCUCAGCGGCUGACCAGGCGCCGUUUGUCUUUAUUUUACAUCUUCUUUGGCGACGACGGAGCAAAAGAAACUGAGGACAUCUGCCUCAGCGGAUAUCUGAUAUGGCGGGUUCAAGCACGCUCGAUGUGUUUGUGGGAAUUGUUCUAGUUUUGCACGCUUUGGGAAGUGUUUUCCAGAUCACCAGAGGAGAAUUAACGGCGGAAGGAGCUGCUUAUUCAAUUCUUCAGGGAUGGUCACAGGAGGAUGAUGUCACUGUGGAGCUGUUGAGGAGGAGACGCUGGCUUCUUCUGGAGCCCCCUCCCAUGGAAAGUAACAAGGCCAGUCAAGACAUUUUAAAGCCUGAGUCUCAGGAUUCACCUGGCAUACUUACUGAUGAAGACGCGGACAACAGCUCCCAAAUAAUGGAGGACACAGAUCAUAAUUACUACACCUCAAAGACUUAUGGCCCCAGUGACCCUAUGAGCAAGGAAUUAUGGGUAAAUAUUGAUCAGAUGGACAAGGAGAAGGUGAAGAUUCAUGGCAUCCUGUCCAAUACACACCGACAAGCAGCGCGGGUCAAUCUCUCCUUUGAUUUUCCAUUUUAUGGGCAUUUGUUGCGAGAGAUCACUGUUGCAACCGGCGGAUUCAUCUACACAGGAGAUGUGGUUCACCGAAUGUUGACAGCAACACAAUAUAUUGCUCCACUUAUGGCAAACUUUGACCCCAGCCUCUCCAGAAACUCAACUGUCAUCUAUUUUGACAACGGAACUGCUUUGGUUGUCCAGUGGGAUCACGUCCAUCUUCAGGAUUCUUAUAAUCAAGGAAGUUUCACCUUCCAGGCCACAUUACACAGCGAUGGACGAAUUGUCUUUGCUUACAAAGAGGUCCCAGUGCAGAUAGCGAAGAUCAGCUCUAUCAAUCAUCCAGUGAAGGUUGGACUGUCUGAUGCCUUUGUGGUGGUCCAUAAGAUUCAGCAGAUCCCCAAUGUGCGGAGGAAGACUAUAUAUGAGUAUCACAGAGUGGAGCUGUUAAAGACCAAAAUUACCAGCAUUACAGCUGUAGAAAUAAUGCCACUGCCCACAUGUCUUCAACUCACAAGCUGCACUUCUUGCAUAGCAUCACAGAUUAACUUCAACUGCAGCUGGUGUCACCGGCUCAAUAGAUGUUCCAGUGGAUUUGAUCGCCAUCGGCAGGACUGGGUAGAUAACAGUUGCCCAGAUGAGACUAAAGACAACACCUGUGACAUCAUAAAUACUACCAAUCUCAAUCUGCUGACCACUGCAUCAGUUGCUAAGAAGACCACAAGAAACAGAGAAACUACUGAGGGUCAAUCUACCCAAGCUCCAUCACACAUGCCCACCAGCAUACCAACAGAAGACGACACCAAGAUUGCGCUACAUCUCAAAGACAACGGAGCUGAGCACAGCACCGCAGAGGACAGCACUCACCCGCUGCACAUGGGGCUGAUUCUUGGGAUGCUCCUGCUUCUGCUCGUGAUGGUGGCCAUCGUCCUGGUGACCGUUUACAUCUACCACCACCCCAGCUCUGCCGCCGGACUCUUCUUCAUUGAGAGACGUCCCAGCCGAUGGCCAGCAAUGAAAUUCCGUCGAGGUUCUGGUCAUCCGGCAUAUGCAGAGGUGGAGCCUAUGGGUCAAGAAAAAGAAGGCUUUAUUGAAUCAGAGCAGUGCUGAGAUUCGACCUUUGACUUGAGUCACUCACAGCCCAGCAACCUUCUUGAUGUCUAGCUACAAACCCACACAUCUCUAAUCAUAAUGUUCCACCAGCCCUCCAAAACACUGAUGAAACUGGAUACAGUGAGGGUGUGGUGACUGAACGGAAGAGGCAUCCAGAAACAAAUGCUUGGAUCUAGCUUUCAACACUCAAAGCAAAACAGUCCGCAUUCAGAGGAAACGCUUGAGGAAACGGCCCAGCAGCUUCUGCUCGGUUCCAUGGCGUGGGGAACAGCUUUUGUUUGUAGAUUGUACAGGAUGAGGUUUUGACCUUUUACCCUCAAAAUAAUCAUGGAACUGAAUGCAGUUUUGUUUGAUCUUCUGAUUUGAUGUGCCUCUUUGUGAGAUGUUUCAUGUCUUGACAGUCUCUGAAAUGCACAUUCAUUCAAUCUAUGUGUUGGAAAUCUUAUAUAGACCUUUAUAUAUCUUCAGAAGGGUUUUGUAGGGUUUUUAUGUUUUUUUCCUAUUCCUUUAUGACUUCAUCUCUUUGAUUUGAAUGGAUGUUUUGGAGUAUGUUGGAUGACUUUGUUUGAAUAUAGUUGGAAAAUGUUCUGUGAACAAAUAUGUCAGCAGUAUGGGUUAACUUUUGUUUUUCAUCCAACCAUAUUCCAACCAUUUAGGACAUUUUUGCACAUAUCCACUUAAUGCACAUAUAUUGCUUUUUUCCCCCCAAGUAAAUUUUUUUCUCAUCCUACGUUACUAAUGCAUAUUUACAAGACAGGCGCUUGUGAGACUGUGUGUGCGUGUAUGUGUGUGUCAUUUUUUUUCAUUAUUAUUAUUAUUAUUUUGUUGUUGCAUUAUGAUACACAGUGAUCCCUUAAACACACCAUAGUUGAAAUCAAGGAUUCUUACUGAUUUCAACUUGACAGACAAGGCAAGUGGUGUCUACUGACAGCCGUCAGUCCUUAAUCAGACAUUCAUUUGUUUAUGGUAUUUGAUACAAUGAUAUAGUAAAGCUCUGCUAUUGCUGUCAGGUCAGUUGAGUAUGAGAACUCACAAGCAGUGGAACUGAAUGUGAUUUAUUACUCUACAGGAAGAGUAACACAGCAUAUCACAACCUAAUUUGAUAAACAUUCAAUGUUCUAAAUAAUAUUUUCCAUUGUGUUCACUAAUAAUGAAUUUUGAGUUUGAAGGUUUAUAAUAUUUAUCCUUAUAAAAUGCAAUUAAUUGUGGCACAUAUUACUUUUCUCCUGAAAAGACAUUUUGAUUGUUGCGACCAAAGAACUGUCAUCUCACACACACAGACACACACACACACAUAAAUAAAUAUAUAUAUAUAUAUAUAUAUAUAUAUAUAUAUAUAUAUAUAUAUAUAUAUAUAUAUAUA